ACCAAAUCCACCAACUUGAACGAACACCAACUGAAGAAUGACAGCAGCCACACAACACGUGCACACACAAAUGCCGUGCACUUUGGGUGUUGGUGGGGCACCUCAGUUGCUGCCUUCGUUGCCUUUGUUGCCUUCGUUGCCUUCGUCGCCUGUCGCAAAUGCCUCCUGCGUGAACGCACAACACACAUUCAUUGUGUCUGCGUGUGUGUGGGUGUGUCUGUGGUAUAUACUCACAUUGUUGUCGUAGGCCGCAGACAGUUCAGCGAAACUCACUCCGAACUCACGAGCGCACCACGAGUUGAACUGCACACACGCAAACACACGCCAUGGGCACUGUGUCUGAGCACACAGUUGUGGCCGAGUACGAGGUCAGGCUGGUUGAUGCUGAGCCACUUAAACACUUAAACACAUCUGCACAGAGCGCACGCACACACGUGAUUCGAUCCACAUGCACCAUCCGUCUGUCUGUCUGUAUGACUGACCGCGGUUGAAGCGAAACACUUCCUCGUCGAGCAGGGACACACGCGCCUUGGCGACACGUUCCAGCCACUCCUCCCAUGUCUGACAACACACACACACCACACCACACCACAACACAACACAACACACAUCCAUCCAUCCAUCCAUGGCUCGUCAGCCAACCUCAUUGUGGCAUCUUCCUUGGGCAGCAGCCGCGGCGAGGGCUGUAUCCUUCAUCCGCUUGCCACGCGGGUUUCUUCCGAAGUUGUGCGCCUCGCUAUGGGUCAUUGUCGAGCCCUGUUGCGCGCGCUCGUCGCGGAAUGCCUGACACAGAAGUGGAUGGACCCUCUGUGUCCGUGAUGUGUUGGUCAUCGCUCACUCUCGUCCCCGUCAUGUCCUGAUGAAACACGCCGAACUGUACUGGCUCGUCUCCGUCUGUGCACACACGCACAAACAAACACGCACGCACAUGGUGUCUAGUGUGCAUGGCGGUUUGCAGCUUGCGUGUAUGUGGGUGUUCUUCGUCGCAGACGGGCCAACUUGCUCUCUGCAUACAUCGACACGAUACAUGCAAGGCACGUUAUCUGUCGUCAUCUUACCUGACAGUGGCACGAAUCGUUUGUUGAGAAUCUCGUCAUCGUCAGAACAGGACUCGUCAUCAGAACUGAGCGGCAUCCAUCCAUCCAUCCAUUCAUCCAUCCAUCUGUAUCUCUCUCUCUCUCUCUCUGUGUGUGUGUGUGUGUGUGCAUACUUGUCGGCGUUAUCGUUCUUGUUGCCGCUGUCGUUGUCGUCGUGGGAGUCGUCGGCCGACAGGUUGGCCUGAACAGCGAUCGACCUGGUCUGAACACUGCACACACACAGAUGGUCGGCGUCACAGAUGGACUGCGGUUACUUGUCGACAUUCCUCAGUCCUUCCAGCGUGGCCACGCGUCGAUCCAGGUCGCGAAUGGCCCUCAAAACCGCUGGAAACACACACAAACACCCAAUUUUGGAUUGGUCGCUUGCUUUGCUUGUACCAGUCAUGUCCACGUCCGAACCCAACUCCACUGAUGACAAGCAAGACACACACACGACCAACAUCCACACACAUCAGAACCCAUCCCAUCCACAUCACAUUCCUUGCCUUCAGCCCUGCGAUGGGGAAUGGGCGACGCUAUGCGGCGAGGCUCAGGGGACGGUGUGCGGCGGGGGCGUCCGGGCUCAAAGGCGGGGGUGUGACGAUUCACCAGUGAGGGGAAGGGCGCGCGACCUGGCGAGUUCACCGUGCUGCUCACGAUGCUAUCGCCAAAGUUGCGCAGGCUCGGCGAAUUUGCGUUGCGGAGACGGACUCUGAGAGAGACAUGCACACACACACACACACAGAGAGAGAGAGAGAGAGAGAGACAGAGAGAGAGAGAGAGAGAUGCGUGAGAGACUGGCUGGCUGGCCUGUGCGUGAGUGAGUGAGUGUAAGUGUACCCUGCGUGAACCCGAGAGCAGGAAGUGACCCUGAUGGAUGGAUGAAUGAAUGAAUGAAUGGAGAAAGAGAGAGACCAAUGUCGUGUCAAUGGUCAUUCAUGACGUUCUACCGUGGGCGAGACCGAGAGAGUCGGCUGCGAAAACACCACGACGACCUGAAUUAAUGCUCGCACACAGAGACACGCAAUCACUCCACCCUGUGUGUGUCCUUGCUUGUUUGCUUGUCUGCUUACUGGGCGACUUGUUGUCUUGUGCAGCCAUGCUCUCAGCGCCAAACAGAGUCGACGUCACAGCAGCCACACUCAGAGUGAAAGAAGCGAAGAGAGCGAACAGUGAGCGACACAU
Vitrella brassicaformis is the source of this 2261-nucleotide messenger RNA. Lineage: Eukaryota; Vitrellaceae. The record is from the annotation of a GenBank genome assembly.